ACUGGCCAUAGAGAUAUGGCCAAGAUUCACAACCUUUUUUUUCCCGAAAAGAUUCACAACCUCGUCGCGGGAAAUAACAGUAUUCGGCAGCGGACAAUGGCAGGGAACUCGCCGCGCAAUUCACCACCACCACCAAAUAAGCGCCUCAAAACCCUAAUCCCCGAUUCAAACAUCUCCUCAAAUUUAGAACUGGACGGCUCAGAUUCGGUUAUAAGCAGCUGCGGCAUCUGUUUGUGUGAUAAUAGCAAUGCAAUUAGAGGCGAAAUUGAUAGUUGCAAUCACUUCUUCUGCUUUGUUUGCAUAAUGGAGUGGGCCAAAAUUGAGUCUCUUUGCCCUAUGUGCAAGCGCCGCUUCUCUUCCAUUCGCCGACCGCCGAAACACGGUGUCUUUUCCUCUGAACGCAUCGUUAGAGUUCCUAAACGCGACCAGGUUUAUCAUCUGUUCGGAAAUACCACACGCCAGCAUUUUGAUCCUUAUGCACAAGUUCAAUGUAAUGUUUGCCGCACUGCGGCAGAUGAAUGUCUUUUAUUACUCUGUGAUCUUUGUGAUUCUGCUGCUCAUACUUAUUGUGUCGGUCUUGGAGCCACUGUACCUGAAGGUGAUUGGUUUUGUAAUGAUUGUGCUGUUUCUAGAACCGAACACGACAUUAUUCAGAAGAAUGGUGAUGAUAACGUUGAGAAUGUAAUUGUCGAGUCCGAGGUAAGGCUAGAAGUUGUACCACAUGAUUCCACGUCUUGUCACGGUGUUGAUAGUUAUGACACGUCGGAAAACUGUAAUGACGGAAUAGAGAAUGUAUCACAUGUUUCCAUUUUUAAUAUUGUACGUGACGCAGAUGACCCAUUUACUCUGAGAAGAAGAUCCUCCUUAGUUUCUUCUCUCUGUGAAAGACAAUCCAGUCUUGAAGAUGACAUGUCUCAUGAAAGACGAGGAACUUUUAAAAAUAGGCGAGGACAAAAGACAUCUCAGACUGAUGCCAGAACACUGAGUCGGUGCCGUGAUGUGCAUGGUUAUGUACGAGAUUUGCGGGAAAAUUGGGAUGCAUUGCGAAGAGGAUCUUUGAGGUUCUCUUCAAGUUCAGUGGAGUCUAGUUGCAGAAGCCUUGCAAAAUGUAAUACUCUUGCAGCUACUCAAGAAAGUUCAGGCCAAUCACAAAUCUCCUCUUUUACAGCUGAUCAGCAAUUGACAAUUAUUGAUGAGUUGCCUGGAAACUGUACAGAAGAUAGACAUUCUGAUGACGCCAAAAAAGCCUGGAAAAUGAUGGCUAAGGCAAAGUCACUACACAAGCCUUCUAGAAUAAUUAAAAGCGUUCAUUGUGUAUCAACAAAUCAAUCUGUAAUAGGGAAUGCUGCUGGUGGCAGCUCAAGCUCGCAUUUAUCAAAAACCCAAGAAGUUGAAACUUCAGGCUUUAGUUGCUUUACUGGUGGGAAGAGAUACAUACUUAGUUCUAAUGAAAAACAAAGUAAGAAGCACAUAUCCACUAAGUUAAAAGUGCAAAGCAAUUGUUUGAAUCUGAAUAUGGAAAAGUUAAGAACUAGUGACAGUCUACCAACUACUUCAGGAUUUUCUGCAUCCCUGUCAUCUUGGAAGGUGCAAACUAGCAGUCAAACCAAUAUCUGUCCUGAAAAUCCAGAACAAAUCCUACAGCAAAAUCUGCGCAGAGUUCUGUCAACAGUUGCCAAUCAGCAAAUUGAAUCUAGCCGUUUGGUGCCUUUGGUUGAGUCGGUGUCCGCAAGUUCUGGGUCACAUAAGAACACUAAAGCGGACAACAGUGCAUCUUUUUCAUGUAAGAUGCAUUUUCCAGAGAGAGAUGUUAAGUUGGAAAAUAGCCGCAUAGAUAAAAAGCUAAGAAACAAUGAUAAUGCUAAAAGUGAGAUCCAGUCUCUUGUCAAGCUCAACUUAAAGCUUCUAAAAGGAGAGAAACAGUUAGGAGUUGAUGUGUUCAAGGAAGUUGCAAGACUUGCGACGCAUACCAUUUUGGCUGCAUGUGGUUUUGAGCACUCAAGGCAUGUUGUCCACUCUUUCCCUAGGUCUGUAUGCAGCCAUUCUGAGAAAAUCGAGCAACUCCGUAAGUCUACUCUAAUGCCAAAUUCUUGUCGAGAAUGUUUUUUUGAAUUUGUGAAGGAAGUUGUUAAUUCAGUUCUAACUAAGAAAGUAUCUCAUGCUAAUUCAUCAAAAGUUAUACCAUAAUGUCUUUGCUGCCAAUCUAGAUAGGGUCUUAGGUUUCUUAUCUACUUCAUUGGUUGCAAGCAUGUAAAUGCCUGUUUCCUUUAUGGAACCACCGGUAUAAACCAAUUGCACAGCACAUGUACCCAGUUUACCCCUUCUUUAGCGGUAUCUUAAGGCACGUGUAGUAUAGAUAUUGCCUUCUGUAUGAAUAUCUGUAAGAUGUUCCUUGCAUUUAUUUAUCAUUUUAUUAUACAUGUGAAGGUUUAUCGUACUGCAUGAAGCAAGUAUAGUUCCUUCUGUUUA
Molecule: messenger RNA, 2469 nt
Organism: Mercurialis annua (annual mercury)
Lineage: Eukaryota; Viridiplantae; Streptophyta; Magnoliopsida; Malpighiales; Euphorbiaceae
Exons: 3
Coding region: 16-2187 (723 amino acids)
Source: RefSeq, a predicted model, not a curated record